GCCGGCGAUGACACACAAGAUCAUCACCGCCGUUGCCUCCAGGCCUGGCGCAGCUCGAGCCUUGCAGCGGCCCUGGGCGCCGGCUUAGGCCUGGCUGCGGCGAAAGCACUGAAGUUGCGAGCCAAGGUGGCAUACAACACAGCUUUCGUGAGCGGUUCGACAGCAGGUGCAGCCAUCGCAACUGUGCUUUUGCGCUACGGACGCGGCCACGAAGGCCUUGCGCCGAAGGAUGGGUCGCUCUUGGUGGCUGCUGCCUUUGCUGCCGAGACAUUUCAGCAGGUGGUGCACAACAAGUUCUGCAGCCUCCUCUUCCGAUGCAAUUGCACCUGGGAGUGGGCCGGCGGCUGGGACAAUUGCAAUGUUCAUAACGCCACCGGGCCAAGAUGCCCUUGGUGCGUAGCUCGCGCGAACAUCUCCUGGACGACGGACUGCCUGCCGUUGGCCCUGAUGCUCCUGAUCUUCGGCGAGGCCCGCGCCCGGGGUUGCCAUCUUUCCCUUCAGCUCCUGCUGCCGGUACUGAUUUUCUUGGUCGUGG
Symbiodinium sp. CCMP2456 is the source of this 535-nucleotide messenger RNA. The record is from the annotation of a GenBank genome assembly. NCBI's taxonomy places the organism in Eukaryota, Dinophyceae, Suessiales, Symbiodiniaceae.